Molecule: messenger RNA, 1964 nt
Organism: Cryptococcus deneoformans JEC21
Lineage: Eukaryota; Fungi; Basidiomycota; Tremellomycetes; Tremellales; Cryptococcaceae
Product: mitochondrion protein, putative
Exons: 5
Coding region: 93-623 (176 amino acids)
Biological process (GO): translation
Cellular component (GO): ribosome
Molecular function (GO): structural constituent of ribosome
Source: RefSeq, a predicted model, not a curated record
CUUUUUACACCUCCCAUUAUUUCUGCGAACCCUUCGAAACCAAUAUUGCUAUACCUAUCACAAAAAACAAAAAUACAGCCUUCGUAUCCAAAAUGAGCCUUUCACGAACUUUCCUCCGUCAACUCCGGCCCGCCUCUUCUUCUCGAGUCGUCCUCCGAUCCUUCUCCAGCUCCCGAUCCACUUUCUCCGAGACCCCUGCUGGCGACGCCCCAGUUAACCCAAAGAUUGCCCCCAUAGUUGACAGCAUCUCUUCUCUGAGCUUAUUGGAGGUUUCAGAACUUGUUACUGCCCUUAAGACGAAACUCAACAUUACUGAAAUUUCCCUCCCUGCUGCCUCUUCCCCCGCCUCCGCUGCUGCUUCCUCGACAUCGUCCGAAGCCCCUGUUGAAGAGAAGCCCAAGGAGAAGACAAUUUUCACCGUCAAGCUCGAGAAAUUCGAUGCGGCCGCUAAGGCGAAGAUCAUCAGGGAGGUCAAGGCUCUCAUGCCUAAUAUGAACUUGGUUGAGGCUAAGAAGUUCGUCGAAUCCGUUCCCCAAACCCUUAAAGAAAACAUUCCCAAAGAAGACGCCGAAAAGCUUCAAAAGACUCUGCAAGAUUUGGGUGCCACCGUCUCUCUGAUCUAAUUUCCUUCAUCUGCCAAUAUCGACAAACCAUUGACAUGUUAAAAUGGCUGGUUAAAAAGGUGCAAAGGGAGGGACGGUAUAAAGGCGUUUAUGCAUGGUAUUUGACUUGAAUUGGGAUUUAGGCCAGGAUUUAUUGGGUUGCUGGGAAGAAUGGAUGUGAUAACCGCAGGAAGGAUUCGGAUGGAGAAACGACGAUAGGCGAAAAGGCAAGAAAUCGAUAAAGACAAGAAAGCGAUAUACAGGACUGAUUCACUAGAAGACCAAUACAUAAGACGUGGAUCCUACGACUGAAUUCAACAAUUCAGGCUUGGAAUAGAAAUCUCAAUAAGGACAUUAUUUGAGUAGGACAGGAAAGAGAGACAGAAAAGAAAGCGGCACUGAGCGUGAGGACACAUAGAAAAUCGAUGGAUGGAAGCGACAUUGAGGCGCAGGCAAUGACCAAGAAACACAACGACGACAAUGAAGGCGAAGAUCAAGUUUAAGAUAUGCGAACUAAAUCGCAAAAUUGAAACUAAAUUAGAUCCAUACCAUGGGGCUGAAGCAUUGAUAAUAAGCGAGGGCAAGCGACGGCCAGAACUUCAGAAGUCGAUAUUUGGCAUUCAUUCGGCUGGGCUCAGAGGAUCAGGAGAAGGAAGCAUGUACCAUGGGUUUGUGUCUUGAGUAUGUAAAUCAGUCGCCACUUGUGGAUGGUAAAGAGAAAGAAAAAAUGUUCCCAAAUCGGGAAUAUUGACGUACAGCUCUUAUCAGAAGUCGAUCUGAAGUUUGAAACUCGAAAUCUCGAAUCGCGAGUCAAAGUUAGAGCCAAUUGGGAAAUUGCUGAGUCAGUACUGUUAGGGAAAGGUUGAGACCUUCUAUGUUGUCACGAGCCUGCACAUAGUAGAAGAGAUAAGAGAUCAUAGGAGGGAGUUAUGUAAAAGAGAAAGGCAAGAUUGUUUCAGAUAAGAAGGUCCCAGCUAGACAUCCAGCUGGACCUCCGAGAAAAGAACUGGACUUCCAGCUGGACCUCCGAUAGAAGAACUGGACUUCCAGCUGGACACCUCGAAGGAUAUAAAUAGAUUUCUGUAGAAGUAUAUAAAGGGGAGCUCUGUCCUCGAUCUUGAUCUUCUUCCCCUCGAAGAUCAAUAUCUCAUAAGUUACUUUGCGAAAGGUCCUCGAGUGUCACGAGCCUGCACAAAGAAGAAGAGAUAAGAUAUCAUAGGAGGGAGUUACGUAAUAGGAAGGCAAGAUCCGAUUCAGAUAAGAAGGUCCAGCUGGACCUCCAGUUGGACCUCCGAGAAAAGAACUGGACUCCGAGAAAAGAGCUGGACGUCCAGCGAAGGAUAUAAAUAGAUUUCUGUAGAA